AUGACAAUGGACAUUCCCAAAAAAAGGAAGAUCGUAGAAAGAAUGGACAUCCUGAAAUGUAUUCAUUCAAAAUACCAAGUACGAAAUCUCGAUCAUAUUGAGACCGCCUGCUUCGCUAGUGGACAUCCAGUCGUUCGACAUUUCAAACGUGGUAUUCGUUCGUGGGAAGAAGACGCUCAGAAACUUGUUCGCCUUUGUCUUGCUCUUGACAAUCUAAUACUUCGUACAGCACGAACUGCUGCUUGA
Molecule: messenger RNA, 246 nt
Organism: Ambispora gerdemannii
Lineage: Eukaryota; Fungi; Glomeromycota; Glomeromycetes; Archaeosporales; Ambisporaceae
Source: the annotation of a GenBank genome assembly